UGUAAUCAAAAAGAAGGGCUUUUAUUUUGAAAAGCUGUGCGUCUGGUAGCCAUCUUGGGUAUUUUUCGAGGGUGGCAAAGUUCACGUUGCAAGUGAUACAGUAAACCACGCGAGGGGAUCGAUUAAAAGAUCAAACUGGAAGUGUCUGGUGUUAAACUAACAGUGUGCCUGUGGUCCUGUUGAUAGGAAGGGCUCAGCAGUGCCUGGGUGCCCAGGGAGCCACUGCCUGAGUCCCUAGAGGUAGACGCCAAACCACAGGACAUGAGUGCCGCCAAAGGAGGCCUGGUCAUCUUCACGGCCAACUCCAACCCCUCCAGCAGAGAGCUGGGGAGGAGGAUAGCCGAGCGGUUGGGUGUGGAGCUUGGAAAGGUGCAGGUCUAUCAAGAAGCUAACAGAGAAACACGGGUCCAAAUCGAAGAGUCGGUGCGCGGCAAAGAUGUUUUCAUCAUCCAAACCGUGUCCAAGGAUGUCAACACCACCAUCAUGGAGCUGCUCAUUAUGGUGUAUGCCUGCAGGACGUCCUGUGCUCGAAACAUCAUCGGCGUCAUUCCCUAUUUCCCCUACAGCAAGCAGUGCAAAAUGAGGAAGAGAGGCUCCAUCGUCUCUAAACUGCUUGCCUCAAUGAUGUGUAAAGCAGGUCUGACUCAUCUCAUUACUAUGGAUUUGCAUCAAAAGGAAAUCCAGGGUUUCUUCAACAUUCCAGUGGACAACCUCCGGGCCUCACCAUUCCUGCUGCAGUACAUCCAGGAAGAAAUUCCUGACUACAGAAAUGCUGUAAUUGUGGCCAAAUCUCCAGCAUCAGCCAAAAGGGCCCAGUCGUUCGCUGAAAGGUUGCGGUUGGGCAUCGCUGUGAUCCACGGUGAAGCCCAGGAUGCUGAGUCUGACCUGGUGGAUGGACGUCAUUCCCCUCCCACUGUCAAAAAUAUUGGCGCCAUCCAUCCAAGCCUAGAGAUACCAUGUAAGCAUCUCACCUCAGAAAAUUCACUCAUUCUGUUUUAUUGUUUGCCAUCCUAUUACCUAUUGUCUUUUUCUUGCUCAGUGCUAAUACCCAAAGAAAAACCCCCAAUAACUGUGGUCGGAGAUGUUGGAGGAAGAAUUGCCAUCAUAGUGGAUGACAUCAUUGACGAUGUUGACAGUUUUCUAGCAGCAGCCGAUACUCUGAAAGAGAGAGGUGCUUACAAGAUCUUCGUCAUGGCCACUCAUGGAAUCCUCUCCUCCGAUGCCCCUCGGCUAAUAGAGGAGUCUGCCAUAGAUGAGGUCGUUGUUACCAACACCAUUCCACAUGAGAUCCAAAAACUCCAGUGUCCCAAAAUCAAGACGGUGGAUAUCAGCAUGAUCCUGUCAGAAGCCAUUCGCCGCAUCCACAAUGGAGAAUCCAUGUCUUACCUGUUCCGUAAUAUUGGCAUGGAUGACUAACUCAUGUACACUCGUGUACACUCAGUUAUAACAUGUGCAAAGAGGUCAAGACAUUUUCUGUCCCUAUUGCCUGUAUCAUUUCCAGUUUUCUUUUUGUUGCUCAUCAUAACUGCUUCUCCUUGUUGUACGUGUAAUAUUUUGAAAAAAAUAAUAAUAAUAGUGCGCUCAAAGAACCAGGAUGUUCUGCAGUGCGUGAGUUCAGUGCCCUAAAAUGCUGAUGUGAAACGUUCAGAGGAUUAAAGAGCAGGAAUACUCCACCUCUUGACUAGAAAUAUUGGCACUUUUAUUUAAGAUUUGAAGUACUUUAUUUACAAGAAGGACCACUGGAUGUUAAAAUGAUGUCUUCAGUUUUUUUUUUUAAUUCUCAGAUCUGCUCUGUGUUUUGUUUUUAAGAUUUAAAGAAUGAACAACUCCACUGUGGCCAACAGUUACAAAAUGUUACCAUAAAUGAAAGCUAUGCUGUGACAUAUCAGUGUCAGUGCCUCAUGACUUUGUGUAAUUAUUGUGCCACUAGUUGUUUCUGUGUAUCUGUGUGGUAGUGCUGAUGUUAAAAUCAAGAAUUAUUUAAUUCAAGGUACAUUCUUAGACUUCAAUAUAGCGCUUAAGAUCUACAGCUUAAUGUGCUCGAUUGAAUGUUUUUCCUGCUAGAUUCUUGUACUAACACUUCAACAUGAGAGCUUAUAUUUGUUUUUGCCAACAGCGGGACUAUGAAAGCAUCUCUGCCUCAUAAAUGUGGUCAUAGUGGCCAGAGUUUUUAAAUAUCUUGCCUCUGAGAACUUCUCAUUUUUGAAUGAAAUGCAGGGUUUUUGUUAUGUAACUAAUAUUUCAGGCUUUUGUAUUUAUUCUCAGCACUUGAUGACAAUGAAUAAACAACUUGAAGACUAUC
Labeo rohita (rohu) is the source of this 2302-nucleotide messenger RNA. It is a transcript of the gene prpsap2, whose product is annotated as phosphoribosyl pyrophosphate synthetase-associated protein 2. Gene Ontology annotation, biological process: 5-phosphoribose 1-diphosphate biosynthetic process; purine nucleotide biosynthetic process. Gene Ontology annotation, cellular component: cytoplasm; ribose phosphate diphosphokinase complex. NCBI's taxonomy places the organism in Eukaryota, Metazoa, Chordata, Actinopteri, Cypriniformes, Cyprinidae. Gene Ontology annotation, molecular function: ribose phosphate diphosphokinase activity; magnesium ion binding. The transcript is spliced from 10 exons. The record is from RefSeq and is a predicted model, not a curated record. The coding region runs from base 262 to 1416 and encodes 384 amino acids.